Messenger RNA from Nicotiana tabacum (common tobacco), 945 nucleotides. Lineage: Eukaryota; Viridiplantae; Streptophyta; Magnoliopsida; Solanales; Solanaceae. The record is from RefSeq and is a predicted model, not a curated record.
AUAAACCAGCUCUUCUACAAACACAAAAGCUCAGUUCACAGCUCUCCUUUUGCAAAGUUUUGCCUUUUGGUGUAGUUUGGUUUUGUUUUAGAUUUUUUCAAAAAUGAAUAGUAAUUUGGAGACUCGAUCAUUGCUCCAUGGCUUUGACAAGGGAGGUUUCUUUGAUUUGGGACAUCCUCUUCUCAACCGUAUUGCUGAAAGCUUCGUCAAAGCUGCCGGGAUUGGUGCUGUUCAAGCGGUUGCUCGUGAGGCUUAUUUCACUGCUUCUGAAGGUGAGCCUAUUUUUUUUAUCCGUUUUGCUCCCUUUUUUUUAUUUAUUUUAUAUUUCUUUCACUAUUUCACAUACAAACUUUUUUGUUUAAACCUAGUUCAAUACAUCAUCGGAGUUGUUUUUUGUGGAUACAUAAGCUGUCAGAUGAUUCCUUUUCUUGUAAUAUUUGAUGCAGGGGAGACUAACAGAAAGUCAAUUGAGGCCCUGGUAAAGAGCACCGGAAAAGAGUCCGUUCAAUGGGGACUAGCUGCAGGGAUGUACUCUGGUCUUACUUAUGGAUUGAAGGAGGCUCGUGGAGUCCAUGAUUGGAAAAAUAGUGCUUUGGCGGGAGCAAUAACUGGUGCGGCUUUGGCUUUGACACUGGAGGAUCGUUCUCAUGAACAGGUGGUGCAGUGUGCUAUUACAGGAGCAGCUAUCUCCAGUGCCGCGAAUCUUCUUACAGGAAUAUUCUAGGCUGAUAGUAGAAUUUGUUUAACUGGAGACUUGUUACUACUUUGUUUCAAUGGCGCUGCACUAGGCAUUUUAACUUUUAUAUGCAUGGAUAAUGCUGCUUUCGGGUUGAUUUUGUGGCAUUUUUUGUGCUUGUUAUUAGGGCUAAUUAUAAGGUUUUGAGGCAAAAUAAUAGUAUUGAUGUCUCCCGUUGAGAGAAUUGUGGACGGGUUAGGUUCUUUCAA